AUGGUCUGCACUACACUACACUACACUGUACUUAUUAGUAUUAGUAUUAGUAUUAGUAUUAGUAUUAGUAUUAUGCACCUGUCAAAAAAUAAUAAGCAAGAAAGAAAGAAGGGCUGUAUUGUAUUGUAUUGUAUUGUAUUGUACUAUGAGGAUAAGCUUGUUGAAAAGUUGACGUUUACAGCUCUGGUCGGUUGUUCCAAGGAUAUAUUCUGGGAAGACAGAACACCGAUGAUGCAAGGGCGAGGUGGUCUGGAAGAAGAUGGGCUAGAUGAAGAGGAGGAAGAUUCUGAAGCAGACGCAGACGCAGACGCAGACGCAGACGCAGACGCAGACGCAGACGCAGACGCAGACGCAGACGCUGAUGGAGAUGUAGAGAGUUCAUGGGGCUGGUUGGGGUUUCCUGGCCAAUAA
Messenger RNA from Phycomyces blakesleeanus NRRL 1555(-), 411 nucleotides. RefSeq lists its product as hypothetical. Lineage: Eukaryota; Fungi; Mucoromycota; Mucoromycetes; Mucorales; Phycomycetaceae. Bases 1 to 411 code for a protein of 136 amino acids. The transcript is spliced from 3 exons. The record is from RefSeq and is a predicted model, not a curated record.